GCUUUAAAAACCACUCAUUACUGAGCAGCUUCUGUUGUACUGUGUGCUUUACAUGUUUUAGUAAUCUUACGACUUUCCAAGAGAGGUAUUAUCCUUGUUUCAUAGAUGAGAAAACUGGGAUUCAGAGAGGGAAUCUUUUAACUGAGCCAAUUGGCUACUUGGAAUCCUGUUUCUCAGCCAAGAAUGGUACUCCAAGGCAGCCAUCCAUUUGUAGUCAUUCGCGGGCUUGUUUGAGGAUAAGAAAGAGCAUCUUUAAUAAUCCUGAACACUCCUUGAUGGGCUUAGAAGAGUUUUCUCAUGUUUGGAUUUUGUUUGUUUUUCACAAAAAUGGUCAUUUGAGCUGUAAGGCAAAAGUGCAGCCUCCCAGGCUGAAUGGUGCGAAGAUUGGCGUCUUCUCCACAAGGAGCCCGCAUCGUCCCAAUGCCAUAGGUCUGACCCUGGCCAAACUGGAAAAGGUAGAAGGUGGAGCUGUAUACCUUUCUGGAAUUGACAUGAUUCAUGGCACACCCGUACUAGACAUAAAGCCCUACAUAGCUGAUUAUGACUCGCCACAAAAUUUGAUUGAGCCUUUAGGGGACUUUAAUGUACGGAAUAACCAACAUAAAACAAAAAGCAUGUCCCAGUUUGAUGGCAAGAGUGACAGCUGUGACCAGCGACAGCUCUCAGGGUAUGAUGAACCACCACCUUACAGAUGCACUAAGGAGAAACCUAAAUAUCCUGAAGACAGAACUUCGGGAGAAAACGACAUGAAACGCGACACAGCAAGAGUCCAGCAAAGCUCGCCUAAGCACCAGGAGAGAGCAGCACACUGGGGUUUAGGGUCAAGAAGUGGUCAAAGUCUGAGUGUGGCAGAAGAGCACAUUGACCCAUAUUGCCUGGAGAAGAGCUUUUCAGAGGAAGGAACAGAUAAGCGGCUAAGGGGAGGGAGAGAAGCAGUGGUCCCACGAGGAAACAGUGCUGAGAGGCAGCUGGUGGCUGCUCACUGCCCUUCCAGGAUGCGUGAUGCAGCCCACCGCAGUGUGAUUCCCGCCUGGGUGAGGGAGGCCCCUGUGGCCCCCUUGGAAGUCCGGUUUACACCGCACGCAGAGAUGGACCUUGGGCACCUCAGUUCAGAAGGUGAGCCAGAUGUCGGUCAGGCGUCAUUUAAAUAUUUUCAGUCAGCAGAGGAAGCAAGGCAUGCCAUCGAGGCUGUGUUGUCCGCCGACCCUCGAUCUGUGUACCGACGGAAGCUCUGCCAGGACCGUCUUUUCUACUUUACUGUAGACGCGGCACAUGUCACUUGCUGGUUUGGUGACGGCUUUGCAGAGGUUCUGAGGAUCAAGCCGGCUUCUGUGCCUGCUCAGAUGACUGACGGCGCGGAGUUCGCGGUGUCUCUGGGUUGUCGGUAGCGUCUGUCGUGUCUUGCAGCCCACCUCGUUGACUGGGGAGGUGGCUGCUGGAUUUCCUGUACAAGCUAAUGGUGGGCCUUCUUUGCAGAAAGAAGCAGCACUUUGUGAUCUCACUGCUCUGAUUGAUUUGGGUUGUUCAAAAUAUUUAUUUGAAAAACGUUUAAUUUUAUUUAAUAAAUUGAGAGAGAUGAAAUUUA
This is a messenger RNA of Diceros bicornis minor, 1585 nucleotides long. It is a transcript of the gene TRMO, whose product is annotated as tRNA methyltransferase O. The record is from RefSeq and is a predicted model, not a curated record. Bases 276 to 1388 code for a protein of 370 amino acids. The transcript is spliced from 5 exons. Lineage: Eukaryota; Metazoa; Chordata; Mammalia; Perissodactyla; Rhinocerotidae.